AUCCGAUUCGGCGCACUCGAAAAGCUCGCUCGCGAAAAGCAAAGCUUCGCAUCCAGCGUAUAAAAGAUACAAUGCAGCUGCAGUCGAACCUCAGUUCUAAGCCAGAAGUAGAACGGAUACGCGCGCAUUCCGUGGAUAGCAAUCGUAUCUCCCCGCAGCUUGCACUAUGAAUCACCACUCCAGCUCGCACCUGUGGCUUAUCCCCCUCGUAUUUGGGGCGCUGUGGGUGGCCCACGCCCAGGUGCCGUUUCCCGGCAAGUGUCCACAAGUUAAGCUGCUGGACACCUUCGACGCGGAAGCGUACAUGGGCGUCUGGUACGAGUACGCGGCCUAUCCAUUUGCAUUCGAGAUCGGCAAGAAGUGCAUCUACGCCAACUACAGUCUCAUAGACAACAGCACGGUUUCGGUGGUGAAUGCGGCAGUCAAUCGAUUCACCGGGCAACCCUCGAAUGUCACUGGGCAGGCCAAGGUCCUUGGACCCGGUCAACUGGCGGUGGCCUUUUUCCCCUCGCAGCCAUUGACCAAGGCCAACUACCUGGUUUUGGGCACCGAUUACGAGUCAUACGCCGUCGUCUACAGCUGCACCGGUGUAACGCCUUUGGCCAAUUUCAAAAUUGUUUGGAUCUUGACGCGUCAGCGCGAACCUUCGGCGGAAGCUGUGGAUGCGGCCAGAAAGAUCUUGGAUGACAACGACGUAUCCCAGGCCUUCCUCAUCGAUACUGUCCAGAAGAACUGUCCCGGGCUGGAUGGCAAUGCCACUGGGCUCGAUGUGGAUGACUUUGUGUCCUCCACCGUGCCGAAUGCCAUCGAAAAGGCAUGAGAGUGGCUUCGACGCCUCUACGAGCGUCUGUACGACAUUUUUAUGAACUUCCUGAGUUACUGAGUGUCAUGUUAUCGCAGGGAUCACAUAUCGAUUGUUCAAUGUUCUUUGGGGCUCCAGUUUUAGCUUGUUGUUACUACGAGGAAUAAAUACGAAGAAAAUCGA
Messenger RNA from Drosophila erecta, 985 nucleotides. Its product is annotated as apolipoprotein D. The transcript has 6 exons. The coding region runs from base 167 to 820 and encodes 217 amino acids. Lineage: Eukaryota; Metazoa; Arthropoda; Insecta; Diptera; Drosophilidae. Gene Ontology annotation, molecular function: pigment binding. The record is from RefSeq and is a predicted model, not a curated record.